Messenger RNA from Psylliodes chrysocephalus, 2720 nucleotides. The record is from the annotation of a GenBank genome assembly. NCBI's taxonomy places the organism in Eukaryota, Metazoa, Arthropoda, Insecta, Coleoptera, Chrysomelidae.
AAUUUGUGGGAAUAGUUAGUCUAUCAUUAAGCACCACAUAGCCAACAACAAAAUUCAUCUAUAUUUUAAUUAAUUUUUAUCCUGCUAGUAAAUCAUUAAAUGCAAUGCUUUGCAGUUUAAACGGUGCAAAAUUAUGUGUUGUUUUGUGUAUGGUGUUCUGUUUUUAUCCUAGCUCAGAAGGAAGAACGGUUGGUGUACUUCUGGGAGAUUAUCCAUCGCAGGAACAGCGGCUCUUGAACAGCACCAUCGCGAAGAAAUAUGCCAAAGGAGAAAUUAUAUUUUCCGCCAACGUGCAGCGAGUUUCGGAAAUUGAUAGUUUCGGCGCUAGCAAGACGUUAUGCGAGGUAUUAAGCACUGGCGUCCUCGCCAUCUUCGGUCCAAGAUACACACCAGCCACAACGAUUUUAGAAUCAAUUUGUUUGGAAUUUGAAGUUCCGUACAUUUCCUAUUCAUGGCGACCACGUGCCGAUAAGGACAAAGGUUUCUUCAUGAAUUUCUUUCCGGAAACUAACAUGUAUGCGCACUCUCUAGGAGAGAUAGUCAGAAGCUUUGGAUGGAAGAGUUUUGUUGUGAUUUACGAAAAGGAUGACACAUUGUUGAAAUUAAAAGAAGUAUUGAAUUUUCAGAAAUAUAACGAGAAGGAUAAGAGGAAUAAAAUAGCAUUUGAAAAACUAGGACCUGGACCAGACUAUUCAGAAUUAUUUGCAAAAGUUGAAAGAUCUACACAAACAAAUAUUAUUUUGGACUGUAAAACUGAACAUAUUAAGCCACUACUACGUCAAGCCAAAGAAGCCAAUCUUUUGAAUGUCUAUAAUAACUAUUUUCUAAUCGAUAUGGAUGCUCUCACACUUGAUUAUUCUGACUUAAAUACUACAGCUAAUAUUACCACCAUAAGGCUCUUCGAUGAUCAUGAUAAUUCUCUAAAAGAAACCAUAAGGAAAAUAGGCCUGGCUGAACUAAUUCAUUACAGAAAACUGAAGACUGAUACUGCUCUGUUUUACGAUGCCCUCUGGUACGUCCAUGACACUGUAAAAUUUUUGCCGCUGCUGCUAACCAACGUUGUUCACUGUAACGGGUCUCAAAAGUCGAAGAAUGGAAUGGAAUUGUCCUUAUCACUUAAAGAUAGAUAUGCAUCAGUUGGUAUAACUGGUCCCCUAGAAUUUGACGCCAAAGGUAGCAGAGUUGAUUUUAAUCUCAUUGUUGUCGAUGUACUACAAAAUAAGAAGAUCGCCACUUGGUUUGAAAAUAAUCAAAGUUUGAUUGUUAAUGAAGAGGUCGAUAAAUCUGUAGCAGUAGUGAAUAAUUUGCAGUCGACUAAAGUUAUCGUGUCAUCAAAACUUGGCGCUCCUUACUUAAUGCAAGCAGAAGCUGACGAUGGAGAAAUACUAGAAGGAAAUGCUAGGUAUGAGGGUUUUUGCUUGGAUUUAAUAGCCCAAAUUGCAAAAAUAGUUGGAUUUGAAUUCGAAAUACAACUUACUGAAGGCGGUUCUUAUGGAUUUUACGACGAAAUUGAAGAUAAAUGGACUGGGCUGAUUGGUGACGUUUUAGAAAAGAAAGCUCAUUUAGCAAUAUCUGAUAUAACAAUUACUCAAGAAAGAGAAGAAGUGGUGGACUUUAGCUUACCCUUUAUGGAAUUAGGAAUAAGUUUAUUACACAGUAAACCAGAUUUUGGAGACACACAGUAUUUUGUAUUUUUAAGUCGCUUUAGCAAAUCACUUUGGACGACGAUCUUAUAUUCCUAUAUUGCUAUAUCAGUUUGCUUGUACAUUGUAUUAAGGUUAUCACCUGAUGAUUGGGAGAGGAGACAUCCUUGCGAUGAGUUAGAUGAUACAUUAGUAAACCGUUGGGAUCUAAAAAAUUCUUUAUUACUAACACUUAGAGCGUUAACUAUGCAAGGCAGUGAUGCAGUUCCGAAGGGCAAAUCUGCAAGACUGGCAAUCAGCAUGUGGUGGCUAUUCUGCCUCAUACUAACAAGUUACUAUAUAGCCAACACUGCCAAUGUAGCCAACUUAUCCAAUUUAGAAUCACCACUUCAGGGCGUUGAUGAUUUAACAUCACAAACUCAAAUUAAAUACGGAAUGCUGAAAGGUGGAUCAACGGAAGAUUUUUUCAGAAACUCCAACACAACUACGUAUGCAAAAUUAUGGCACUACAUUGAACAUACACCAGCUGUGUUUACUAAAACAACUCAAGACGGUGUAGAUAGGGUGUUAGAAUCUAAUGGACAAUAUGCAUUUUUCAUGGAGUCUACUACUUUAGAGUAUGCACUCGAAAGGAAUUGCAAUUUGAGACAAGUUGGAGGUUUAUUGGAUACGAAAUCGUAUGGGAUUGCUAUGCCACAAAAUGCUCCCUAUAGAGGCACUAUCAACAGAGCCAUUUUAAAACUUCAAGAAGAGGGCAUCUUGCUUGAACUCAAACAAAAAUGGUGGUCAGCUGAAGAACCUUGUUCAAUAGACGAAGAGUCUUCUGUGCAAAUGAAACCAGAAAAUGUUGCAGGUUUAUUUGUUAUACUUGGAGUGGGAAUCGUAAUAGCUUUUGGUGUAGCUGUUUUUGAAUUUGUUUGGAAUGCGAAGAGGGUAGCUAAAGAGGAGGGGAUUACAUACUGUGAAGCUGUGUGUGAUGGACUUAAAAUGGCUAGUUCUAUCUGGACGAAUAGAAGAAAAAUACGAUCACAGUAAUUAUUUGCACUUAAAAUUAUUUUUAUGAAAUAAUAAAUAAAG